This is a messenger RNA of Sesamum indicum (sesame), 2226 nucleotides long. Its product is annotated as AT-hook motif nuclear-localized protein 11. Gene Ontology annotation, molecular function: minor groove of adenine-thymine-rich DNA binding. The record is from RefSeq and is a predicted model, not a curated record. Lineage: Eukaryota; Viridiplantae; Streptophyta; Magnoliopsida; Lamiales; Pedaliaceae.
GCGCGCCCAGUGGUUUGUCCUGUUCAAGAUUUUGGCUUCUCGUUACUCUUCAUUCAAUCCCUCAACAACAACCGCCUAAAGCAAAACUCGCAUCACUCAGUCUAUCACCUCAUCACACACUACACACAGUGCCCGCAUCACGACACCAGCCCCAAGAAUUCAGAGGGUCAGGGAGAAGGAAGAGUGAGGAAAAGCUUUUUAUAAGAAAACUAGAAAUGUAUUGCGUCUCAGUUAAGAAUUGUUUCAGUGUUAUAGUGAGUCCAUCAAUGGCCGAUUCUUGGUACAGGCAGUCAGAGUUUUAACUUUCUUGAAUCAUGGUCAAGAACUCUUUUUUCUUUCAGCCCUUUUCUUGGAGUUGGGCUCUCAUAGUCGUGACUUCCAUGGGUUACUCGAAACCAUUUUGCAUGGUUGCUUUGGGCAUGGAUUUUUAGAGGCAGUGGUUUCUUGCAUCUUAAUGUGGGUUUCUGUUAUUUAUUACUUUUGGAGGGUUGAAGAAGUAGGUUUGUAGGUUUGUUUUGUGCUUGUGAGUGGAAUUUUGGAACAUGGUAUAGCGAGAAUAGAACAGAAUUGUCAUCAGGUUUGUCUCUUUUCCGUGUUGGCAAUUUUUUCUUGUUUUGAUUUGGUAAGGUGUAUAUUCUAUUGAAGUUUUGGUUUUUCUUUAAUUAAAAGCAUUUGAAUUUCGACAGUUCUUGACUUCUCUUUCCUUUGUCUCCUUUCUUCCUGUUUUUAGCUUAUUACUCUGCUACUAUUCUUUAGGUGUGAAUAAGUGGUUUUGUAGGAGUCUUUUAAUUUUAAGUACUACAGAUUCUUUGACUAUUCUUGUCUGCAAAGAGGGAUUCAUGUGAGUUACGGUGAUAGAGUUCUUAUAAACACCGAAUGUUAAGCAUUGUAAAAUCUGUAAACCAACACAGUAACCAGGGAGCCAAAUUUUUGGUCAACGACAAGCUGCGCUUUUGAUUAAAUUUGGUACUUAAUUUAAAUUUCAUAUUUGGCAAUUGGGGAGUGAUUUCGAUCUGAGACAGUUUAUAAGUAAAUGCAUGGAUCAAAGAGAGGCCAUGACGCUACCAGGCUCAGCUUCCUAUUAUCUGCACCGAGGAACAGCUGAGUCUAUCAUGGCUUUACAAGGUUCACCAAGCAUGAAUACGUUUUCUGAUCCUACUGCACACUUUCCACCCAACGCUGUGGGAAGUUUAGCCGGACCAACAUUACAUUUGGAUACUUCAUCAAGAAUGUCGCCUCAUGGCAUUAGUUUAGGCCCCCCUCCAGCAAUUAGUAUAGGUCCACCUCCGGCUAUGCUGCAAGGUGAACCUGUGCGCAGAAAACGGGGAAGGCCACGGAAAUAUGGACGAGAUGGUGCAGUUUCAUUGGCAUUGUCGCCCUCCACAUCUAGUCCUGUGCCACUGAUGAGGCCCACUCAGAAGCGGAGGGGAAGGCCACCAGGGACUGGUCGAAAACAAGAACUGGUUUCGCUUGGUGGACCGUUCUUUAAUCCAGGUGCAAGAAUGAUGCCUCAUCUCAUCAAUGUUGCUGCUGGUGAAGACGUCAGAAGAAGGAUACUGUCAUUUUCACAAGGCCAUCAUGCUGUAGUUAUCUUAUCUGGCAUUGGCACCAUCUCAGCUGUAACUGUUAGAUCUAAUUCUGGUGGGACCAUCACCUAUGAGGGGCGCCAUGAUAUUUUGAAUUUAUCUGGUUAUUAUGCAAACAAUGAUUUGAAUGCUGCUCAAGCCCCAACUGGUCGUCUAAAUCUUAUUCUCGCUGGUCCUGAAGCAAGCGCGAUAGGUGGCACAGUCGAGGGUGCUAUGAUUGCUGCUACUGAUGUUCAGGUAGUGGUGGUCGCCUUGUUUCCACGCUCCUCGAAGACAAAGAACAAUGCUGGGGAAAGCCCAGAGCCUUCAGCAGAUCAUGAAAAUGUCGGCAAUUUAGUUGCUUCGGCUAAUGCUUAGCCCAGUCUGAAUCUUGCUAUCAACGGUUGCCUAGUCAAAUUGACAUGAAUAGAUAGACUUCUUUAUCUUGAUAUUUGUCAAACUUUUCUGUUACAUAUCCAGUAAUGUGUGCGAGAAACUACAUUGAUUUAGCCUUUUCAGUUCGCCAAGACACGGCAUCUUGGCUCGAACCAUGUUGCUUCCUACCUGACAUAGGUUGCACUAAUUUGAGAUACUUCUCAGCAACUCUGUUCGGCACCCUUUGAUUGGUAAUAUUUGCUUUCUAUCUUUUUUACUGUAUCUA